UAUCCAAACUCCCCUAUAAAAGGCCUACCAGUUCAGCAAUUAACCAAGCAAAACCCAGUCCUUUAUAAUCUUUAUUCCCAUGUUCUUAUUCAAUCUUUGAAUGAUGAAGAUUUCUGGAACUCUAACUUCCAUCUUUCUUGGUCAUGUACCUCUCUUGACUAUGUUUUUGCUAAUAACCCAGUUCAGUGUUGCGCAAUCUGAUGCCAAUAUGAUAUCUCAAACUUGCAAGCAGACACCAUACUACAACCUGUGCGUCAGUUGUCUCAGCUCAGACCCUAGAAGCUUCAAAGCAGACGUCCGUGGGCUAGCGCUCAUAAUGGUCAACAUAGUAAAGGCAAAAGCAACCAUGUCACUUCACUUCAUCAACCAGCUGAUUCAGAGGAGGCCAGGGCUAAAGAAACCCUUGAGUUAUUGUGCGGAUAAUUACGACGCAAUUUUAACGGCAGAUAUCCCAGAAGCAGUUGAAGCUUUGCAGAAAGGUGAUCCCAAAUUUGCCCAAGAUGGAGCAAAUGAUGCAGCAAAUGAGGCCGAUUUAUGUGAAGCCAAUUUCCAUGGAAAAUCGCCCCUCACCAAAUUCAACAAAGUGGUGCAUGAUACCUCGGCCACAGCUUCUGCCAUUGUCCAGCAAUUGCUUUGAUAUAUACAGUUGAAUAUCUUUUUUCUUUGAUGAACACCAGUUGAAUAAUAAAAGCUUGUUUUGAAUAAA
Messenger RNA from Hevea brasiliensis (rubber tree), 706 nucleotides. RefSeq names its product cell wall / vacuolar inhibitor of fructosidase 1. The record is from RefSeq and is a predicted model, not a curated record. Gene Ontology annotation, molecular function: enzyme inhibitor activity. Gene Ontology annotation, biological process: negative regulation of catalytic activity. Bases 101 to 637 code for a protein of 178 amino acids. Lineage: Eukaryota; Viridiplantae; Streptophyta; Magnoliopsida; Malpighiales; Euphorbiaceae. The transcript has a single exon.